Messenger RNA from Drosophila gunungcola (fruit fly), 156 nucleotides. Its product is annotated as gonadal protein gdl-ORF39. The record is from RefSeq and is a predicted model, not a curated record. Bases 37 to 156 code for a protein of 39 amino acids. The transcript has a single exon. NCBI's taxonomy places the organism in Eukaryota, Metazoa, Arthropoda, Insecta, Diptera, Drosophilidae.
UUUAAUACGUUACGCGCCUUUUUCUGGUUGACGAUAAUGUGGGCAAUCAAUUUGUUUGUGGUCACACUGCUGUUGAUCUAUCUGGCAGCCCUGGCGCACAGCUGUUCUUGCGGCGAAGCGGCGAAUUUAGAGUGCGGAUGCACAAAAAAUCACUAA